Rotaria sp. Silwood2 is the source of this 944-nucleotide messenger RNA. The record is from the annotation of a GenBank genome assembly. NCBI's taxonomy places the organism in Eukaryota, Metazoa, Rotifera, Eurotatoria, Philodinida, Philodinidae.
ACAACCUACUCUGAUCGAGGCCUUCAUUUGGGCAAAGUUUCAGAUCGAAAUUCGAAAAUAUGAUUUUGCUGUAGAACUAGGGUCCAGCAGGAAAAAUCCGGUAAAAAUUCGAUAUCUCUGUCAAAUUUCAAUAUGGACACAAAUCCUUUGGAGGUUUCUCUAAUCUAGUGGUCCCCUACCUAAUGGACAACAUAUGAGCUCAAAAGCUUUUAAUCACUUGGGAACGUUCCCUCGUAAGGCAAACUUCCGUCUGUGUAAAUUUAUAGAGUUCUUUUAUUAAUGAGAGGUCGCAAAAUACAAUGAAUAUUUCUGGUUUGUUGACAAACUAACCAGUACGAUGCAAUUGAUCUAUAAUAAUAAUACAUCAAUUAAAUUCAUGUAUAACCACAAUGCAACAAGAACACAUGAUAGAAAUUGCAAUAAAACAAUGUUGAAUCACUUUCUAUUAUUAUAUGAUGAAUAAAUAAUUCUAUUAAAACAGACUUUAAAUAUAAAAUAACUUUUUCUUUUUUAAUUUUUUACAUUCCAUCUAAACAGCUAGUACUCGUCUACGAAAUGCUAAUCUUCAAUCACGUGCACGUGAAUUAUUAAAAAAAGAUGGAAAAAAACCACCGAAAACAGAAUCUGAAGAUAAUGAUAAUAAUUCAACAUUAAAUCGUACAUUAUUACCUGAUUAUGAUGGUGUUGUCUAUACACUUGAUGCUAAAUUAUUUGGUAAUAUAGGACGAUAUUUUAAUCAUUCAUGUUCACCAAAUAUAGCUGUACAAAAUGUUUUUGUUGACACACAUGAUAUACAUUUUCCGUGGAUAGGAUUUUUUGCUACAAAAACAAUUCGAUCAGGCACAGAAUUAUGUUGGGAUUAUAAUUAUACAGUAGGUGAAAUAGCUGGUCGUCGAAUGGAUUGUCAUUGUGGUUCAGCUGAAUGUCGUCGUCGAGUUCUCUAG